CAAUGGACAUGUCGACCACCCAACAACAGCGGGUUUGACUGACCACAACAUGAACCUGCUUACAAAGUUCUGGGUUUCCUGUCACUCCCUUGUCAUAUCAGAAUAUGACAGAAUGAAAGGGGGAAGAGAGGAACUAACCAGGCUGAAGUGUUGCAGCUCAGAGCAUUUCCUGUUCUUUAGUGAGGGCGGGGGGGGGGGGGGGAAUAACCCAGAGCAGCAAAGUGAAUCCGUCCGAAUGAAGAUGACAGUUAUAGCAUGUUAGUACUUGAUAACUAAACAGGCAUCUUUUAAUUUGUGCUUCAGCAACAGCAGAGCUGAGCUUCUCAGAGCUCAUCCAGACCUGCCACGGAAACGGCAAGGCAAGAAAAAAAUCUCUCUGAUAUAUAUACUAAGUUGUGCACCGUUGGGACUUAUGCAGUGAACAUGCUUUCUAGAUUUUGUCAGUCGCAUAUCCAUCGCCGCCCUCAUCCUGAGAGUUAUGAAGAAAAAUAUGAGCGCCUGCAGGAGAGGCAUGAAGUCCAGCUUAAAAGGAAAAGCUGGACCUCAUCCCAUCUUAAGGAUAAACACCAAAGGAAAGGGACCAAUAUGCAACUCCAAAACCCACGACAAAAAGAAUUUCUCAGAAGGAGGAAUGUAAGAAUUGAAGAGCUUGGAAUGACAGAAGUGCCUCCACUUUCUGACACAAAAACGUCUUUGAUUACUGAGGAGUCUUGGAGUAAUCAGAUCACCCAACUUCAUCACAAGGCUAUUCAGUGCGACCUCAGUGAUAUUUUUGUAGAUAGCAAAUUGGACUCUUCUGAAAACAAGCUCGCUGUGGAAGUUUCUAGAAACUCUAGAGGAACACAAACCACUGUGGAAUCCAGUGCAGUAAAGAAAAACUCAAGCCAACAGACAGACUGUGAAAAAACAGUUGUUGAUAAGGAAGUGACUCAGCUUUCUAUCUACAUUGAGGAGGCACUAUAUCGAGAGCUACUGCUGAAACGGAAAAUGGUGAAUUUACAGGGGCUUCUAUCCAACUUAUAUCAAGUAGCAGAAAAAUCUUGGAAGGAUUACUUAAACGAAGACAAACUCAAAGACAGAGUGGAUAAUUUGACAAAUCAGCUUCUGAUUUGCUCUCAGAAGUACUCAGAACGGAACUUACAAAGAGUUAUUCUGGAUCUAGAAGAUCAAAAGCAGAACUAUCAGCAGAAAAUGAAAGAGUCUCUUCAGAAGUUGCUUCAAGAGAAACUGCAAUUAGAAAGACAACUUGAGAAUGUCCAGAGAAACUUAGCUAUUGUACAGGAAGAGUGUACCCUCUGGAAAGAACAGUGCAACAUAUUAAAACAAGACUGGAGCCAGCAGCCUGGCAAGCAUGCCGAACAAGAAAACAAGCUUUACAUCUUGGAAAACAAACUUCAGACAGACUGCAAACUCAAGAAAAAGAGAGUGCAACAAUUAAAUAUUUGCAUGAUGUGAUGCACAAUCAAUCCAAGGAAAUUAGAAUUCAACAAAAUGAACUGUAAAAGACAGGUCAGUUAGACUGCUGGCAGGAUUUUUAGCCAACCGGGAUGUUAUAAUUGGUGUCCUAUGGAUCACUGAAAAUAGUACAGAUAGAAACAGAAAAUAAGAAAGGAAGAAUAACUAGUACAGUAGAGUCUCACUUAUCCAACACUCACUUAUCCAAGGUUCUGGAUUAUCCAACGCAUUUUUGUAGUCGUGAUAUUUUGGUACUAAAUUCAUAAAUACAGUAAUUACUACAUAGCAUUACUGCGUAUUGAACUACUUUUUCUGUCAAAUUUGUUGUAUAACAUGAUGUUUUGGUGCUUAAUUUGUGAAAUCAUAACCUAAUUUGAUGUUUUUUUUUGUUUUUUUUUAAAAUAGUUUUUAUUAAUUUUGACAAAACAAAACACAUUGGGGAUGGGGGGAAAGGAGAAACAAAGGGAAAGGAGGGAGGAAGGGGAGGUGGAAAGUGAGGGAAGGAAAGAGAAGGUUUUGACUUUGAUAAGGGAGGGGUAUGUAGAUAGGACUAAUGGGGAGGAAGGAAGGGGAAGGGAAGGGAGAAGGGAGUUUGGGUGAAUCUAAGGUAUGAUAGGUACGGGUCAGUUAGAGGGGAGAAUAGGGGGUGUGUGGCGACUUCCUGUCUUAAUGCUUCUCUCUUCCUACUCUUCUGUCGUUUUUGCCUUCACUUGUUUACAGUCUCUUUAUUUCUUUAAAUAAUCCUCCAAACAGGACCAGUCCGUCUCUUUUGUUUUUCUGCCAUCCUUCUUCUUUAAUAAGAAGGUUAACUUGUCCAUAUCUUUUAUAUCAGUCACUUUGUCAUAACCUAAUUUGAUGUUUAAUAGGCUUUUCCUUAAUCCCUCCUUAUUAUCCAACAUAUUUGCUUAUCCAACAUUCAGCCGGCCCGUUUACGUUGGAUAAGUGAGACUCUACUGUACAUGCAAGUGUCCUUAUGAUCGGCUUUGCUUUGUUCCGUUUACAGAUGUGAUGAACAAUCUGUCUAAGGAAAUUAAAAUUCAGCAAGAUGAACUACAAAAAAAACCCCCAAAAAAACAGGUCAGCUAAAUUGGUAGAGGACCUCUAGCCAACUGGGAUGUGGUAAUUGGUAUCCUAUGGAUCAUUCUUCACAAGCCGGGUCUGAACAUACACACCAGCUUUCGAUGUGCUCUGAUGUAAGAGCCAUAAUCAUGUAAUAUGUACCUAUAUGAGAAGUUUCCAUACACCAGCUUUAAAUGUGUUCUUGGUAUAAAGCUGUGUCUAUUAGAGUAUACAAUAAAUGUUAUUUGCCUGCA
This is a messenger RNA of Anolis carolinensis (green anole), 2768 nucleotides long. It is a transcript of the gene traf3ip3, whose product is annotated as TRAF3 interacting protein 3. NCBI's taxonomy places the organism in Eukaryota, Metazoa, Chordata, Lepidosauria, Squamata, Anolidae. The transcript is spliced from 12 exons. The record is from RefSeq and is a predicted model, not a curated record. Bases 424 to 1455 code for a protein of 343 amino acids.